AUUUUUAAAGAACUCAUAUCAAGUCUAUUUGGACAAAAGCGCAGGAGGAAAUUACGCUCACAGAUGUGUGAGGAAACUAUUUUUUUAUAAUUUUUUUUUUUUUGCGAAGGCGCAUUUUGUUGAAUUGCGAUGUUUUUUCCCUUUUUCUUCGGUUCAGGUCCCUGCUCUAUAAAUAACCCGCGAGAUUAACUCAAGCGCGUUGACAGUUUGCCAGGGAUCGUCCCGCCCACUCUCAGUCCCGUGAUAGGCCCAGUGCAGCCGCCGCGGCCGGUCUGAGUGGCUGUGCCGGCCGUCAAUCACUCGCCAGGUCCCGGCACAGCUGCUGCUGCUGCUACGGAACCGAUUGCAAGGGAAGAGAAAUGCUGUUGACGAGGCAACAACAUCUAGCCCCAGCUAGAGUAGACAUCUGCGGAUAAUCUCACUUCGUCCAUCUCUCUCUCUCUCUCUCACACACACUCACACACCAGGACUCUGACAUUGUGAAAAUAAACUUAAUGGAUCCAGUGGAACAUGACAAUCACAUGACUUCUUUGAGUCAGGCUUUUCAAACUCGUUUUAAUUAAGUGAAGUGAGUAAAUAAUUUGGUGGAACGUUACUUAUAAUGGAAGAUACUCAUACUACCCAACAGUUACAUAAACCUAUCAAAGAACUAUGCUUCAUCAGUUACUACUGCCUUGGGGGAGAGGCUAGAUGGAUUUUGCAGAAAUGCAGUAUGUUGUUCGAUAGCUCGGUGAAAUGUUCUCCAGAAUAUAAUCAAGCGAAGGAGGGAUCAGGGGCUGGAAAAAAGAGACGUUUGUACUGUGACAACACUCUGCACAUUCAGAAACAAACUGACACAACAAACUCUGUUAACACUGUUGUGCCUUUAUUUGCUGCUGAGAAGCAAUCUAUAUUUGCUGAUGCGUUUACGAUUAAGCCAGCUUAUCGUCUGAUUUUGAAAAUGGGAAAUCAAGAUGUGAAACUUCAGGACAUUCAAGAGAUUGAAAAUAAGCCAAGUGAACGCGAAGAAGAUUAUGGUGCAUUUGAUGUGAAGCAUUUGGUGGCAAUGACAUCUGACCGUAAAAAAAGUGAUACUAAAAUCAAAAAACUGAAAAAGCUUGGCAAAAGAAGAGAAAGUACUGAGGAGCCUUCACGUCAAAAUGUAAAAAAGAAAUCUAUUUCUGGAUCAGAACCUAUUUUUAUAAGUGGUAAGAAAAAUCAGUUAAAAGACACUGUAGGUACUUCGCAUUCAGUUAAUUACAGUAAAAGCAGAAGCCUCCAGUCAACCAUGGUAAAUAUUGAUUUGUCGUUGGAAACAAAAACACCCAAGUCAGAGUUAAACAGGGACAACUUGGAUUUUCAGGAUGAUGCAAAAACAUUUCCGUUAGAAGCUGAUGGAUGUACCUUUAUGUCAAAGCAUGACAAUGAAUUGAAUACUGAAGACCUGGUUAUUGGCAGCAAUAGUUUAUUGGAUGAUUUGCAAGAUACCAUACAUUUCCUGCAACAACAACAUGGUAAUUGCUUAGAAGGAAAAGAGAAGCCCGAGGACAAGGCCAAGAGUUCCCUGUUUGGGGCAAAUUUACCUUCGGAGUACAGGAUUUAUCACCCUGACGAUGGUUUAACAAACAAGAGCACUGUUGAGAGUGUGCUUCCCAAAGAUCAGGCUGCAGAAGCAGUUGUGCAGAAAGAUGUUCUGACUAUUUCAAAGACAGAAGGAAUUAAAAAUUGUGGUCCAUUUGCAGAGGAUAUAACCAAAUGUACUGAGGAACAAAACAUUUCAACAGUGGUAACUGGAAUGCAGAGCACAAUUGUUAACAGGGGGGAUGUUGACUCCACACCAAAGGUUUUUAUAGAUUUGGAUCCUACUUUUAGUAAAGGAAAUAUAGAUAAAAGUAAAAAGGACUUGGAAUCUUUUGAAGAAAAGACAGAAAACAGUGCAAAUUCACAAACCUUUGGUUAUGUCAACAAGAAUCUGACGAAUGUUGUUCAGAGUGAACAAUUUUAUGAAACAGGUGAAUGGCACAGGGUGUUAAAGAGCAAUGCACAUGCAAGUGGAACUAUUCUGACUUGCGACGAUAGGGAAUUAUCAAGAGAGGACGCAUUUGGCAUUAAAGAAGAAAUGUUUCUAGAGCCUCUUGAAACUGUUGAAAAAGCUUCCAUGGAUGGCCAUCUUAAUGGAUGCAACAAAAGUGAUUCUUUAUCGUUACUGACUGCUGUUAGUAAUAUUUUUAACAAUUCAUGUCCCACUAAUGAUAUAAAGCAUCAUGUGUCUCCUCUUUCAUCACCUUUGACUUUGCCAAGCUCUCAACUCCAUCACAGGAUCCUUCCACUACCUGUAUUAGAUACAGAGCAUACAACUUCAGAUGAUGACUAUUUAAAGCCAGCUGCAUCCAGAUAUAGUUGUAUCGCAACUAAAAGUAUAGAUGUGAAAGAUAAUUUGAAUGAAGAAAGUGUUUUGCAAUCAGAGUUUAAGAACAGAAACGAAAAUUUCCAGCAACAGGAUUCCGAGGAACAAGAAAAUGUAUCGUCUGUUGAAAGAACUUCAGAAAACUUCAGACCAAAAUCUUUGGACCUUCAACUAUUUACGAUGGAUGGAGAAGAAAUGGAUGCAUUUUCUCCACCGUUUGAUUACAUGCAGUUUAAUGAUUUAUCUCCAUCAGAAUCUGAAGACCGAACUCCUGGACGACUUCAUGCUAUUUGGCCGCCUCCCAAACCAAAGGAUGAGGAAGAAAAAGUUGGGCUAAAGUACACGGAAGCUGAAUACCAUGCUGCCAUUUUAUAUUUGAAACGAGAGCACAAAAAAGAAUUAGAGAAUUUACAGCAAGAAUUUGAGUUUAAACUUUUCCAUAUCCGUGGGGAACAUGCUGAAGCAAUAUCCGAGUUUGAAGAAACCAUUGCACAACUGAAAAAUAACUUGGAAAAUAAAACAAGAGAGGGAAAAUCUGAAACAAGAGAUGUUUCUGUUUCCACUGUUGAUGAUCUUGUGCCAAAGACAUUUCGCAAUGUUUGCAUUCAGACUGAUAGAGAAACAUUCAUGCAUCUGAACCAAGAAGACAGCAGAACAUCCAGAAGUAACCUAAGUAUCCCAGGGAAGCUGAGUCUUGCAUCCUUGAACUUGAAUGGCCAGUCAACUCAAUCCCAAAAGACGACAAAUGAUGAAUCUUCAUGGUCUUCACAAACCUCAACUUCACAAGUCUCAGAAACUCAGCCUGCUCUAUCUCCAUCAUCAGUCCCAUUGUCAGACCACGCUCAAUGUUUGACGACACCACUCCCUGGCUCUGCACCUCCCAUUCCACCUCCUCUCCCUGGGGCUGCACCUCCUCCUCCACCUCCGCUCCCAGGCUCUGUACCUCCACCUCCACCUCCACCUCCGCUCCCAGGCUCUGGACCUCCACCUCCACCUCCACCCCCGCUCCCAGGCUCUGUACCUCCACCUCCACCUCCACCUCCGGCUGUACCUCCACCUCCACCUCCACCUCCACUCCCUGGCUCUAUACCUCCACCUCCACCUCCGCUCCCUGGCUCUGGACCUCCCCCUCCACCUCCGCUUCCUGGCUCCGGGCCUCCACUUCCACCAUUCCCAUUUGGAAAUCCAAAUUCCACAAACUUCAGCUCGACUAAAGACAGUGAUGCAAGGAAACCUAUAGUUGAACCUCGUCUUCCAAUGAAGCCCUUAUAUUGGACAAGAAUUCAGCUAAAGGAUUCCAGAAAUGUUGAAGUGUCAACAAUUUGGGAAUCAUUGGAAGAACCUAGCAUCCAAGAUGCUGAAAAAUUUGAGGAACUCUUCUCUAAAGCAGCAAUUAAGGAAAAAAAGAAGCCUUUAUCAGACACCUAUCAAAAGACAACCAAAACAAAAAAGAUUGUAAAAUUACUAGAUGGCAAACGCUCUCAAACAGUGGGAAUACUUAUAUCAAGUCUGCAUCUAGAAAUGAAAGAUAUUCAGCAAGCUAUUUUAAAUGUGGACAACUCUGUUGUGGAUUUGGAGACACUUCAGGCCUUAUAUGACAAUAGAGCACAAGCAGAAGAGCUGGAAAACAUAACCAAAUACUAUAAAAAGUCAAAAGAGGAAGAGUUAAAAUUCCUGGAUAAGCCAGAACAGUUCUUGUACGAAUUGUCACAGAUUCCUAAUUUUGUUCAACGCACAAAUUCUAUCAUAUUCCAAUCUACUUUUAUGGAAGGAAUCUCCACAGUCCGCCGCAAAGCAGAGAGCGUUCAACGGCUAAGCAAGAUUUUGAAAGACCAAGAAAGUGUGAAGAUUGUGCUUGGACUCGUCCUAGCCUUUGGAAAUCACAUGAAUGGUGGGAACAGAACUCGUGGCCAAGCAGAUGGAUUUGGCUUAGAAAUUCUUCCAAAGUUAAAGGAUGUCAAAAGCAGAGAUAAUCAAAUCAGUCUUGUGGAUUUUGUUGCAUCCUAUUAUUUGCACCAUUUUGACAAGGAUGCAGGAACAGACAGAAGCAUAUUUCCUUUACCAGAACCCCAGGAAUUAAUGCGAGCUUCACAAGUUAAGUUUGAGGAUCUCACAAAAGAUCUCAGGAAAUUGAAAAGAGACCUUGCAGCAUGUGAGAAAGAAACAGUUCUUGUAUGCCAACAUUCAUCAGAGCAAGAUCUCCAGCCUUUCAAAGAAAAAAUGGAAGCAUUUAUUCAAAAUGCAAAAAACGAACACAAGGUGGAAGAAGAACAUCUUGAUGAGUCAAUAAAAAGCUUUGAAGAUAUAAUAAGGUUCUUUGGGGUGAAGCCAAAAUCUGGGGAGAAAGAGGUCGCUCCAAACAACAUAUUCAUGUUGUGGUUUGAGUUCUGUACGGAUUUUAAGAAUACUUGGAAAUGCGAAAGUAAACACAUCUCUAAAGAAAGGUUGAAGGAAGCUCAACAAUCAGUAAAGAAGAUAACUGCAGAAAAGAAGGUUGAAACAAAAAAAAUAAACCCAAACAGCCUGAAAGAAAGACUACGCCAGAGGGAAGCAAAUGUGCCCACCAAUUGAAGAGAACCAACAAGAGAAAGAAUCUAAUGACUUAAUGGUUUGUAUACAACCAGAAUUUGCAGAAUAUCUUCUUGAGGGUCACAUACAUAUCUUUGCAAUGCUGUGUUUAUAUGAAAACAAAUGAAUAGCCUUUUAAAUUUGCAUAAUAACAUAAAAGGAAUAGUAUCAUUCCAAACAACAAUUAGUAGGUGGAACAGCAAGUAUGUAUUUCACCUUACACUGGAGAAAUGUAGGCAUUUAAUUAUCCUAUGAAAACUAAGCAAAGGGGAUCCUUAAAAUUAAAGCUCAGAUGGCGGUUCUUUUGGGAAGAUGGUCUGAACCAAAACUAAGGUCUAUUGCAAUAUAUUACUGUAGAAGAUGGGCUUUAACUGUUGAAUUGUUUUUUGUUUAAUUUAAGUUGAAACAUUUGACAACACAUUAGAAUAUCUGAGGCUGCUGCAAAAUUCAGUAAUAUUCUAAACUUUGAUUUUCAUUUGUGCAUUCCUUUCCUUACUUUAUGCAUCCUCAAAAACAUGCCACAAGCUCACUUAACCCAUUGGCUUUCUCAGCCUUCUAUCACCUGCAGAAACUUUUUUCCAAAACAUUUCUUAAGAAAAUAUUUUUUAGUGCACAUCAAGUGAAUUAUGUUGUGUUUACAAACAAAAAUAAGUUAAUUCUUAAUAUUCACUAUACCUUUUGAGUUCAGAUUGUAUUUUCAACAGUUAAUUUGAAUAUGUGAAUAUAAAUCAAUUCUAACCAUAGUUAUUCCAAUCAGAAUAAUUUCAGCACAAAUGCUUAAAAUAUAUAUUGGAUAAUAGUUAUGAAUGUUGCUCAUUAUAUUGGCUUUUAUAAUCAAAAACCCCUGGUUAAGCAUGGUGCUUAAACAUGGAGAAAGAACAUAAAAGCCUCAGAUUUAAUUUUUUGUACGCUAACGUAGCAUAUCUCAUAAGGAGUACAAUAGCUGCCUUUGGUGUACUUACAUUGGCAAGAGGGACUGAGCUACACUUAUUGGUGAUCCCAUCGAGAAAAUAUGGAUGCUAAACGAGGGGAGCAUUGGAAUUGACUAUGUUGCCCCUCAUUAACAAAUAAUUUGCCAGCACUUUUGGCCUGGACUUGCACUUAAAGCAUAAUAUAUCUGGGUAACUGUUAGACUGAGAAAGUAUGUGCAUAAUCUUUAGGGAGAAACUUAUAAAUUAGAAUUAUGCAGCAUGGAAGCAGGCCCUUUGGCCCAACUCAUCCAUGCUGACCAAGAUGCCCCAUCUAAGCUAGUCCCAUUUGCCUACAUUUGCUCCAUAUCCAUCUAAACCUGUCCUAUCCAUGUACCUGUCCAUGUGUUUUUUAAAUGUUUUUAAUUGUACCUGCCUCAACUACCUCCUCUGGCAGCUCAUUCGAUAGACCUACCAUCCUCCAAGUGAAAAAGUUGCUCCUCAGGUUCCUAUUAUAUUUUUCCUCUCACCUUAAAUCUAUAUCCUCUGGUUCUUGAUUCCCCUACCUUGGGUAAAAUACUCUGCAUUCACCCUAUCAAUUCCCUUCGAGAGUUUAAACACCUUCAUUCGAUCACUGCAUCGCCCCUUCUUGAACGAAUGAAGUCCUAGCUUUCCCAAUCUCUCUGUAUAGCUCAGGUUUUCGAGGCCUGGCAACAUCUUUGUAAUCUUCUCUGAAUUUUUCCAGCUUAAUUACAUAUUUCCUAUAGCAGGGUGACUAAAGCUGAACACAAUACUCAAUUCCCUCUCUACAGAGAUGCUGCCUGGCCCACUGAGUUACUUCAGUACCUGCAGUUCUUUCCUACAAAAUACUCCAAAUGCAGUCUCACGUCUUGUACAACUAUAACAGAAUGUCUCAACUUCUAUUCUCAAAACCCUGGCUGAUGAAGGCCAAUAUACUAAAAGCGUUCUUUACCAUCCAAUCUGCCCGUGGCACCACUUUCAGGGAAUUGUGCACCUGUACUCCUGGAUCCCUCUGCUGUACAACACUCGAUUAUGUUGUAUUAUGAAAAUCUUUCCACAAGGUUUUUAUGAUCUGGCAAAACGUAUGUCUAUUGAAGGGUGAUGAAUUCCAUUUAGUAAAAUAACCAAGGAGGCAUAAACAUAUUUCUUUAUCAAUAUAAUUAUUUUUCUCCUUUUAUACCAGCUAUUUAUUGAGUGUGACUUAUUAAUGAAAAAAAUGUUAUUGCUAUUUUAUUGAAAUUAAAAUUCUCGAUGUGGUGUACAAUAAUAAUAUGUAGUCACAAAAAAUAUAUUUUUAAUCUCCUUUGAAACUCUAUGAAAAUAUAUGUUUAUUGGUGUGCAGCAGAACUUAGAAAUGUAGUUUAAAUGUACAGGUUCAUGAAAAUAACAUCAACUCUUAUGAGCAUCCAUUACCAAAGAAAAUCGAGAAACAAAUUACCAUAUUUGCUAAAGCAGUUUAUUACUACAUUGUUUAAAGGAUUCUUAACAUGACACUAAAAAUCAAAGAUCCUAUAGCAGCUCUGCUAUAAGAUAUUUGCUAAAAAUCAAGGUACAUAAUGUAAACUAUGAUUUUGCAGUAUUAGAGUGGAUUGCAUAUAUUUGCCAGGUGUAGCAAAAUUUAUAGUAAUCUAUAAACAAUUUUAGUGUUUUAAUCUAUAAGCACAUUAUGAAAUUAGUCCUUUUUGUUGGCUGUUUAAACAUUACGGUUCAUUUUAAUGCUUGUUAAAGCAAUCUUGAAGGAUGUUUACAUAACUGAUGUGAAAUGUUUCAACUAAAAAUGUUUUUAAAUGAUCAGAAUUGAGAUCUCAAUCUCACUAUGAGGCAAUUCUGUAAAAAAUGUAGUAAAUUCAACUAUUUUACUUUACAAGAAUUCAUCUUAGAUUUAAGAAUAUCUCAGCUUUUACCCACUAAGGCUUUAUUUCUUUCCAACAAAAAAAUAUUGCCUUUAGAUAUUUCUUGUUGCACUUUAAAAAUAAAUUCACCAAAUUUGUUAUUGAACUAUGCUGAUAAUUUUACAUUUUUAUUGUGGUUAACACAAGAAUAUGGUUGGAAACUUCUAAGCAAAGGAUAACAAGAUUGAUGAUUGUGUAAGAAGGAACUGAUUAUGCUCGUUUUUGACACAAAAAUGAUUAUGUAUCGUUGUUACAUUGUACAAAAAUAUGAAUCUGUUAAAUAACUCAGCAAAAUACAAACUUUGAUAGCUUUACAUAUACAAUGCCUACAUAGUUGAUCAGGUUUGCAGAGCACUUUUAUCUAAAAAUGUAGAAAUAUAUAAGAAAUAAUCUAAUCACUAUUUCAUGCUUUGUAAUAUUCAUAUAAUUGGAAACCAUAGGAAUUUUCGGCAAAAAUUAAUUUAAUUAUUUUUUGCUUUAAUUUAAUGAAAUAACGGUUUAAAAAAAACUAUUUUGUAAAAAUGUUUGUGAAGAAUAUUAAACAUUAUGAAUAUUAUGUUUAAACUUUUGUCUGUUGUAUCCAAAUCAGGACGCUGCUGCAUUUGAUGUUUGAUUACUGUGGAGUUCUAAUGUGAGCAAUUCAACGCUUAAUAAUCAAAAUAAAAAUAAACAAAUGUUGCUGCUUUUCUCCCAAGCCCCUUAACAAAAACAAUAAAUUAUUUUUCAAUACACACAAGGUAAUGAAUCUUUAAAACACUAUUGGAAAGUAAACUGAGAUCUCUUGCCCUCAUUUUCUUUUUAAUCGGCAACUGGAAAUUGACUGAUUUAACAUUUUGUUGCUAAGUGCCUAUAUCAUCAGA
Messenger RNA from Leucoraja erinaceus (little skate), 8635 nucleotides. RefSeq names its product formin 1 (gene fmn1). Lineage: Eukaryota; Metazoa; Chordata; Chondrichthyes; Rajiformes; Rajidae. The record is from RefSeq and is a predicted model, not a curated record. Gene Ontology annotation, cellular component: nucleus; endoplasmic reticulum membrane; actin filament. Gene Ontology annotation, biological process: actin nucleation. Gene Ontology annotation, molecular function: microtubule binding.